Messenger RNA from Ixodes scapularis (black-legged tick), 1191 nucleotides. Its product is annotated as glutamate-gated chloride channel. The transcript is spliced from 8 exons. Gene Ontology annotation, molecular function: neurotransmitter receptor activity; transmembrane signaling receptor activity; chloride channel activity. Bases 1 to 1191 code for a protein of 396 amino acids. Gene Ontology annotation, cellular component: synapse; neuron projection; membrane. Lineage: Eukaryota; Metazoa; Arthropoda; Arachnida; Ixodida; Ixodidae. The record is from RefSeq and is a predicted model, not a curated record. Gene Ontology annotation, biological process: chloride transmembrane transport; nervous system process; regulation of membrane potential.
AUGAAAAUUUACUCUUUGUACAAAACUUCAGCAAGCUACCCGGCGCCUGGAAUCUUUGACGACGUCGACCUUCAAAUAUUGGACAAUAUACUCUGGAGCUACGACCGUAGGAUUACACCAAGCCAUCAUCUAAAUGCACCAACGAUAGUGAAGUGCGAAAUCUACCUGAGGAGUUUCGGAGCCGUAAAUCCAGCCACAAUGGAUUACGACGUGGAUCUGUAUCUGCGACAGACAUGGACUGACCUUCGGAUGAAGAACGCCAACCUCACAAGGUCCCUCGACUUGAACGACCCCAACCUUGUAAAACGAGUCUGGAAACCGGACGUCUACUUUCCCAACGCCAAGCAUGGUGAAUUUCAGUUUGUGACCGUGCCAAACGUUCUUCUCAGGAUUUAUCCCACUGGUGACAUCUUGUACAUGCUCAGGCUGAAAUUGACCUUCUCCUGUAUGAUGAAUAUGGAAAAAUAUCCCCUGGACCGACAAGUCUGCAGUAUCGAGUUGGCUUCAUUUUCCAAGACAACCAAGGAGGUAGAACUGCAAUGGGGGAACGCAGAAGCUGUCACAAUGUACAGCGGACUCAAGAUGGCACAGUUUGAACUCCAACAAAUCAGCCUUACCAAGUGCAGUGGAACCUUCCAAAUCGGCGAGUACAGUUGCUUGCGGGCCGAGCUGAACCUGAAGCGGUCCAUCGGCCACCACCUGGUGCAGUCGUAUCUGCCAUCCACCCUCAUUGUGGUCGUCUCGUGGGUGUCCUUCUGGCUAGACGUGGACGCCAUUCCGGCGCGCAUCACGCUCGGGGUGACCACCCUGUUGACCAUCUCAUCGGAGAGCUCCGACCACCAGGCGAACUUGGCGCCAGUCUCUUACGUCAAGGCGCUGGACGUCUGGAUGGGGACGUGCACCAUGUUCGUGUUCGCCGCCGUCCUGGAGUUCACGUUCGUCUCCUACCUAGCCAGGAAGAAACUCAUCGUGCCGGUCACCCUUGGUGACGUCGAGGCAUCCCAAGACCUCGUGCUCGUCGUGGCAAACAACGAGAAGUCCCGGGCCAGCCCUCCGUCCCUGCCGACAUCGACUCACGUCGUGCUCGCCUACAGGCACCGCGCCAAGCAGAUCGACCAGAUCAGCCGGGUCGCCUUCCCAAUCGGCUUCUUUCUUUUCAACGCACUCUACUGGCCCUACUACAUGUUCUAG